Dentiscutata erythropus is the source of this 963-nucleotide messenger RNA. Lineage: Eukaryota; Fungi; Glomeromycota; Glomeromycetes; Diversisporales; Gigasporaceae. The record is from the annotation of a GenBank genome assembly.
AUGGUCCAAAGCAUUUUGUCUGAAAAUACAAAAUAUUUUUAUUUUAUUCUUAUAUGCCUAUUCACUCUUUGGCACAAAAUUGAUUCAACAUCACGAACUGAAGCUAAAAAAAUUGAAGCUAUAUUGGCUCUUAAUAAUGAAAUACGUAAUGACAUUACUGGAUUACGCAAUGAUAUCACUGGAAUACGCAGCGAUAUCACUGGAAUACACGAAAACAUUACUGGAAUACGUAAUGAUAUUACCGGAAUAUGCAGCAGCAUUACUGGAAUACGCAACGACAUUACUGGAAUGCGCAACGACAUUACUGGAAUACAUGAUGACAUUAAUAGAAUACGUGGAACAUCCAAUUUUAGUUUUGCAUACCUAUAUAUUCUUUACCACAGAAUCAAUUCAAUAUCCCAAACUGAAACCGAAAAAAUUGAAGCUAUAUUGGCUCUUACUAAUGAAAUACGCGACAAUAUUAAUAUAAUACAUAAUACAUCCCGAACUGAACAUAAAAAAAUUAUAUCAGAACUUAGCAUCAACAUUAAUAGAAUAUGUGAAACAUCCAAAAAAGAAAAUGAGGAAAUUGGAAAAACUUUAUCAAAUCUUACAUCAGAUCUUCGUAAAGACAUUAAUGAAAUACGUGAAAUUAAACUAAACCAUAUUUCUCAAGCAGGUUUAAAUCAGUUUUCAAUCACAAAUAGUAUAAACACAAGACAAAUCUCUAUUUGCUAUGAUACAGAAACGCUUCGGAGCAAAUUUAAGUCCCUCGUUGAUCAAAGAAAAGAAAGGGAUAGAUUAUUUCUCGAUUCAAUAUUUGAUGAAGUAGCUUCGAAGGUUAAUAUAUCUAAAAGCACUGUGUAUAAUUUUUAUCAUCAUCGAACAAGUCCGCGAGAAACUACAAAGAAUGAAAUUUUGAAAUGGGUCAAUGGAGAAGUAGGAAGAAAUAAUAAUUUAAACAAUCAUUAUAAUUCUUCAUGG